This is a messenger RNA of Clonostachys rhizophaga, 2133 nucleotides long. NCBI's taxonomy places the organism in Eukaryota, Fungi, Ascomycota, Sordariomycetes, Hypocreales, Bionectriaceae. The record is from the annotation of a GenBank genome assembly.
AUGGCUACUCGAUUGAAGGUAUCUAAGGCCUGCAUCAAUUGCCGUCGAAGGAAAGCAAAAUGUGACGGCCAGCAUCCCACCUGUGGACCUUGUCUUGGGAGAAGGGAAACUGGGUGUAUAUAUACUGGGCAGAGAGACCGGCGUAGUGGCAGAUCCGAAUUGUCACGGUCGUUGGCCGUGCAAAGCAGGGUAACGAAACCGGCAUCCCCAAUCAGGCCCUUAUCGACUGUGUCUUCACAUCCAGCUGCCGAGACCUUCCUAUCCGAGUCAGGAUUGUUGAGCUGUCGUUCAACUGAGUCUGUGUUAUCAUCACACGAGAAUCGUUUACCAAGGAAUACUGAGGGUCCGUUGGGCACGGAGGUCCUUGGUCCCAAGACUAAUUCUAAGAGUACUGAUGUUGCGGUACCUCUGGCCGGAGACUCCAUACUCGACACACGUUUCUUCGGUGGAAGCAGCGCGAGUUCAUUCUUGAAGCAAAUUAACCUAGCGAUCGAUGCUCGACUGGGACAACCGCUACUGGCGGGGGGCGGCCGGGAGUACAACUUGGCUCCGAGACCAAGUCUUGCCCAUGCUGGCAACGCCUCGAAGCUGAACCCAGAAGAUCCUCAAAGCUACAUACUUCCCAGCAGAAGGUUUGCUAAUAGUCUCCUACAAGCUUACUAUGAUCUUGUUUGGGCAACAUUUCCGAUUCAUGAUUGGGCCGUAUUUAAAGACGCUUAUGAUUCCGUAUGGCAGGGAACAGAGCCGGGAAUCCCUGAACCAACACUAUACUGCUUGAUGAACCUGAUAUUCGCCUUAGGUAGUCAGUUCUCCGAGGCCGUAGAACCGGAUCAGAGAAGGCAGGUAGGUGAGGUAUUUUGGAACCGGGGUUUCAAGCUAUUUGGAUCCCCUUCUGAUGGUCGUGCAUCUAUCGAGCGGGUUCAAUGCAUGCUAUUGAUGGGGCUAUAUCUGCAAAGUACGUGCGAGAUUCAUGAAUCCUGGAUGACCAUCGGCUCUGCCAUCCGGAUGGCUCAAAGCCUCGGUCUCCACCUGCCGAUGGCCCAGAAUUCGGAUCGUCGAGAGACAGAAAUGGCUCGCAAAGCCUGGCAUGGCUGUGUGUAUCAAGAUCAAAUCAUGUCCAUGACUUUUGGGCGGCCUAGCACGAUCAAUAGUGGCCCCUUUGAUCAUGUUCCAUUACCAAAGAUGAUCGACGAUGAGUUUUUAGACACUCAGACCCAGCCCUCCGCCACUCGACCAGAUGGGGGUAAAAGUAUGAUGGCGUUCUUUGUCAAAAGCCUUGAGUUGUUCAACAUUGCCAACGAUAUUCAAUAUGAGGCCUACCGGCAACAGAGGGGCGUCCGGGAUGGGGAGGUAAAUCACCUCAUUUCGGUAUUUCGGUUGGACAAUCGCCUCGUUCAAUGGGCCCAGACAUUGCCUGUUCACUUGCAUUACAGUGAAAGCAUUCAGGAGGGCGAAAGCCUAGCCUUUCGGAGACAACGUGUCGUUCUUCGCGCUCGCUAUCUCUAUGCACGAAUCAGCCUUCUUCGACCUAUACUUGCAGAACUGUAUCUUGAAGAGGCUAGUUCUGGUAGUUCGGAGCUUCCGAAGGAGAAAACGCUUCGCCAGCCUUUGAUGGUAGAGUGUACGGUGCUUUGUUUUCAAUUGGCACACGAGAUGAUCGACGUGCUUUACUCCAACUUUAAUCAUGAGACCGUCACUGGCCCGGUUCCAGCAUGGUGGUUUGGAGUUCUAUUCAUCUACACCGCCGCAACAGUCCUCCUUGCGAAGCGCCUGCAGCCACUUGGAAAACAUCAUAUUCCUUACCAUUCAGAUACGCAGAAUGACGCCUGGGAAAGAGCCAUCCAGAUGUUGCAAGCCUACUCACGAGUGAGCCAGUCCGCCCAGCGCUGCAUCGCCGCUCUCGAGAUAUUGUUGGCCAAGGUCCAGAACGCUGGCCUCAACAGGUCAUCCGAAGGGGUAAACAUGGAAACAAGGUUUCCUCUUGACGAGAUGCAUAGAGCAUCGGUGCUUGAUGAACCGACGAUAUUGGGCAGAGGAGAAGAUGCGGAUGCCUUGGUGGACUUUGGGGGUUUCAAUUUUAACAUUGAUGAUAUGUUUUGGCUAAAUGCUCCGUUGACGGACUUUUUGUUCUAA